AUGCCUACAGCUAAGAUAAACUGUUCGGCAGUUCAGCAGCUACUAUCACAAGAUCAAACCGUUAGUAGCUCCUCAUCGAAAGGACCAUCGAAUCUAAUCACCACACCUUAUGGACUUGCCCUACUAGAAAUUCAAGGUGAAUUAAAUCUACCUCAUACCAAACCUGAUAUACCAUUGAACCAAUUACUGCCUCUAGAUCAAGAGAAGAUGAAGAACUUUAUCACUGUCGAUGGUAUCUAUGAUGCAGUCAAAUUUGGCCAUUUACAAUUUGAUGAGAAAGAUGAUCUGAGGGUGACGUUAUUUAUUGGCAAAAGUCAACGAUUAAUUGGUAAUGUCGCUAAAUUGGAUGUUCCAUUAGGUGUGUUGAAGGUGCCGUUAAAGCAGGAGGCUCGAAAUGGGCAUGGUGAUGUGGAUAUGGAUGAGGAGGAGGAGCAAGAGAUUCAAAUGGUUGAUAUCGUAAGAGCUAAAAUGAUAUUCAAACAACGUCCAUUACCAAUUAUGUAG
Lodderomyces orthopsilosis Co 90-125 is the source of this 504-nucleotide messenger RNA. RefSeq names its product Ctf8p (gene CTF8). The coding region runs from base 1 to 504 and encodes 167 amino acids. Gene Ontology annotation, cellular component: Ctf18 RFC-like complex. The record is from RefSeq and is a predicted model, not a curated record. The transcript has a single exon. NCBI's taxonomy places the organism in Eukaryota, Fungi, Ascomycota, Pichiomycetes, Serinales, Debaryomycetaceae. Gene Ontology annotation, biological process: mitotic sister chromatid cohesion.